Molecule: messenger RNA, 3358 nt
Organism: Varroa destructor (honeybee mite)
Lineage: Eukaryota; Metazoa; Arthropoda; Arachnida; Mesostigmata; Varroidae
Source: RefSeq, a predicted model, not a curated record
UUCGAUCUCUUUUGCACGUGUUGUCAAACAGAAGCAUUUGCCAUAUCAUGUCUGCAAUCUGUACAACCUUUUGCAGUGCUGGCAGCCAAUAGUUGUGUCGAUAUCGUGACCUGAUGACGUGGCAUCAAGGGAAACGUGCGUAAGAGCCCACUGGUAGGAAAGGAAACCUUUGACAGCAGCCUAAAGGACACCAGUCCGCAUCUAUAGCUAGACAACUACGCUCGCUAUUUUUUUUUAGAUAAAACAGUAACCAAAUAUAGGCACUGUGUAUGGCCCUGUGCACUGUUCUAUUUCCAAACUCAGUUUAGCUUUGAAAUACGGCACAAGAAGCGUGUCUGCUAAACUGUAAUCUACGAGCGGACUCCCAAUGAUCGGAUGCAGUAUCGUGACAGGCUUUAUUCGUGCUUGGAAAGCCAAGUCUUAAACCAGUGGGAGGGGAGCAGAUAAGUCAGAACGUCAUUUCGUGAAGAAGACCACGUUUCGCUAAGCACUGAAGAUUUCGUUCUGAAGACUUCUUGAGCACUGACAAUGGACAGUGACGCCACGAAGGACCUGCGUAGGAAGAAGGACGUAGAAAAGAUCCGUCGACAGCUUUUCGGGCCAAAUGGGCUGCCUCAAACCCCGCAUAAAAAACCCGUGGAGAAGAUAACGCUAUGCAAAUUCGACAAAAACACGACGUAUGCUGAGGAUAAAAUGCUCCUUAAGUCAUCAAGCGACUUCUACAACAAGUGGGGUUUUGACCCGAACACUGAAGCAUUCGAUCCGAACAGUGACUGGCUAUGGGAAAAGCUAAUAAUGGAAGAUGGAACUGUUAGAAGCGUCGUUAAGUUAAAUCCACCGCAAGAACCCGGUCUUCCUACAGACAAUCCUAUUAAGGAUGCUGUUCAUGAGCAUUCGACCGAGCUUCACAAUAAUCGUUCGUUAGAUCAUAACCUUGCCAAGCUAUUUGUUGAUUUAACGCCGGCUGAACUUUGCAAUAAUCUCUCAAACGAAAGUGCUGAUGACAUCAUUAUGGAGAGGUCAAUGGCACAAUUGAGUAGCGAUUUGGAUAAUCAGGAUAUCGUUCGUGCAAAAUUAGCUGGACCACGAGGUAGUCUCCCAGAUGACCUCAUUAGAGAAGCCUUGCAAAUAAUGUCAGCCGGCACACGCUGCGGAAGUUCUAGUCUUAACGUUAUUGAGCUAUCCCCGUACAAAAUCAGCAUCUUCAACCGUCGACAGGGCAAACCUAAUGAACUAGUCGGCAUUUCACUGACACAAUCUUUGUUAAAGCAAUUCGCCUAUCCCGAUUUUUCGUGGAAAAGUCACGAUUCCGUUCGAAUUCAAGACGAUACCGUCAUCAUCGUCAAAAAGUUUGAAAAGUUUAUAUUCACGGAUACUAUUCAGAAUAUGCGGAGAGACGGUCCCUUGGGCGUUGCACUAAUCAAAAGAAUGAAACAAAUAUGCCCUCGUCAACCAAGAAGUUUAUAUUCGAGGCGGGGUUCAGCUCCGGCUAUUUUGUUUGUUCGCUGUUAAUGUGUGACAAUAUCCGAACCAAGCUGCAUCGUCCUCGUUAAGAGACUAGCGAGAAAUCAUUCGCUAUAACCUCUUGAAUAGGAAAACACCUGAAAUUCAUGUGAGCCCGACGAUAUGCAGUGGUGGACUAUUUACGGCGGCUACUUAAGGGCUAAGGGCGUUUCGUUAACGAAUAGUGACGAGGAUUUAUAGCAUUGCAAUCAUGGAACAUACCAAAAUCGAUCUGGUUGGCCGAACAAAUGUCCGUAGGAAUCUUUUUGGUACACUUCCAACCGACUCCAGGGCGUCCGUACCCGAGCGAAUAUUUAGUGAAGAAAAACAGAAAGAAUUCUUUGAUAAAUGGGGCGUAGACGUACGCAACGACUCAAUCGACCCUAACAGCCGUUGGGAAUGGGAGCUCGUCGAGUUUGAAGAUCUGCCUGAUGCGUUUAAACGAAUGGGAGGAUGCCGGCCGCGGCGGUAUUCAGGAACCAGCGUCGGAAGUGGAGGCGAUGUCUGCCAAAGCCGGAGUGGCUCAUUCUCUAUGCCAAGCGUCAGCGACGAAGGUCGAGCCCGCGGCCCACGCAGUGAAGGAGUAUUAGUUGAAAAGCUCACCCAUUUGAGUAACGUGAACCUUGACCCGGUUCGUGGCUGUUCAUCCCUGUCAAGCUCCGCUUCUUCGAGAACACUCAUUACAGAUUACCUACGGUCGCAGGCAAAGCGAAGUAGACGCAGCAAGGACACGAUGGCUAGUUCACCGCACGGAUCCCCAGAGUUGGUACGACAUUGACGUUGGACGGGAAGAAACCGAGGUCUGAACGAAUUUAGGUCGGAGAAAAUGUUACCUAAUUUUCGAUAGGGGCUGCGGUCUGUUUCUGCGACCAAGUCCCGUAAAGAGAGACUCGAAAGCAAAUGCAUUCUGACCUCGUUCCGUGAUACUGUUCUUCAACUUCGCCCGUCAUCAAUCUGUAAAUAUGCCACCUCUAUUGUAGAAAAAUGGUAUCCGUAAAGCAUAGCCCCUCGCGACGCCGUCAAUUCAAAAAACAUCGCGGCGGAUAGAGGCUUUACUUAUUAUGAGUUAUUACGUAGGCGAGUCAUCGAGCAGCGACCGAAUCAAGUGCUGUAUGGUUCGUUGUUUAGUAAAUUCGUGUAUUUCCAUUGAUGAUUUUUAGCGUUUUUAGCCAAUAUGUUUAUGCUUGUAACAAUCAUUCUACCAAAAACAUUCGUUCGGUAUUAACAAAAAAAUGCUGAAGACUAGUGAAAUGAGGAACGGAGAUGAAUAAAGUGUAAGGCAAAGACAAUGAAACAAUAAAACACCAACCAAGAACACAUACGCGUACACAAUACGUACAUAGGAAAAUCAUAGGAUUCAAAGCGAUAACCUUAUAUUUUUUUAACACUCUUCGAUUUCUUAUAUAUAUAUAUAUAUAUAUAUAUAUAUAUAUAUAUAUAUAUAUAUAUAUACGUACACAUAGAAAGAUGAAAAUAUAUAAAGAGAAACAAAUAAUUCUGAAUACGUAUGAAUAGAAAGAUACGAAUUAUUUAGAAGUAUCAGACCGGAUUCUGAUCGUUCCCUUUUUGCUAUGCAGUUAAAUUGAUUUCAUUGGCCAUUAUUAUGUUUAAUAGAUUUUUAUGGAGCGUACAGAACUGGGAUUUGGAUGCCUGCUGCGGGCCGGCCUACAGUUUGACCGCACAUUAGGGUAUAUCACACCAUAUAAUUUGGCAAUUAGUGCUUAAUUAUCGCAAAUGGUCUCUACUGACGAAAUUGAGUCGGCCGGCACCUUUCGGUUACCGUAAUGGACUCAUUCAUUAAAAGCGCGUUAAAACCUACAUACAAAAGCUUAAUAUAUAUAUAUAUAUAUAUAUA